This is a messenger RNA of Rotaria sordida, 2817 nucleotides long. The record is from the annotation of a GenBank genome assembly. NCBI's taxonomy places the organism in Eukaryota, Metazoa, Rotifera, Eurotatoria, Philodinida, Philodinidae.
UGAGUUCAGCUUGACACAAACAAUCUAUCAAAAAUCUGCUAUGUCCUUUAUCACAUACUUUAUUACUGUUUAUUUCUUCAUCUAAAACUAGCAUGACUACUACUACUAACAACAGCUCAAAAAGCAAAAUAUUAUCGUGCUUGCAGUGUAUGUCUGUCGAAAGUGAUUUCGACCGCAACAGUUGAUAUUGAAAAUGAUCCAACAAAGAAAAAGUUUCUUGAACAAUUAAUUGAUGACGAAGCGACAAAAAGACAGUCAAUAUCAAUAAUGAAAGAUAAAAUUGAUAUUUAUAUCGAUUUUAAAUUAGACAAAGACUGUUCAAAUUCAUACUUAUUUUGAUAUCAAUACGGAAAACCUUUUUUGCCAGAUUUUUCUAAAUUGGUAUGUCACAUAUACCUAAUACUACACAAUUCAACUGUUGUCGACAGAAAGUUUUUAGUAUCAGGGAAAUUUAUCUACUAAAGAUGAACUAAUUUACAUUCCAUAACUGUUAAUAAUAUUUUAUUUCUCCGUUCUAUAAAGAAUAAUAAAAUGGUUUAUUAAUGACCAGUUAUAUUCCUUUUUUUUUUUACUAUUCUAUUGUUGUGUCUUAUUUUUCCAAUAUGAAAUCAAACAAAUGAUAUGCUCAAAGGAAAAAAUAUCUCAUAAAUACUUAAUGAAGUAGUGAAAAAAAAACUAUCAAGGUAGGCGAAGAAGAGACGAAAAAAUUAAGGUCGAGACGAGGCGGAGAAACUUUUCUUCUGGGUGGAGUGAGGGGAGAUGCUAAAACUCUGUCUCGUUUCUGUCUCUGGCUUACACCUCUAACAAGGAGCCGUAUCAUCAAAGUCUAUUCAUGAUACGUCUAGCAAGAUUGAUAUUGAUUGAAAUAAUUCUUCUAUUCUAUUAAGGAAAUGAAACUUGUACUUUUUUUUAAAUAUGAAACAGUUUCUGACACCAAGUUAUCUUCUUUUUAUCUUUCCUUUGAACGGUACCAUGUCAUCAAUCAUUUGUCUUGAAUUAGUAUUGUCAUUCGUUUAUUUUUUUUUUCAAAACAUUUGUUUCUACUUGUGUUAUUUUCUCAUUAUCUUUUUUUUUAUCAUUUGUAUUAUCUAAGUACAAUAAACAAAUAAAUUUUACUAUACAAUGUAGUUGUUACCGCUAUUACAUGAUUGGUUUAUAUUACUAGUGCGCAAUAGAAUGAACCAAUAAAGUAUGGCAUGAUUAAAGUGCAUCAUCGAUGCACUUAUCUGUACCAUGUUUCGUUCGAGAUAAUCUGUACGUACUGACAUGGGUAUUUGUCGAACAUUUUUUAUUGGUUGUAAACGUACAAUUCUCUAAUGUGAUAUAAUAGUUUAUCUGUUCGAUUUAUUGUUCAAACAAACGAUUUAUAUUUCAUUUAGUACUCUCGCACAAAAAUCGAUAAUUAUGCCAACAGAAUCUUUACGUAAAAGUGAAUCAAAUAGUAAACAUAAAUUAAAAACUAAAAUACCAAAACGAUUACGUAAAAAUAAACAAAAUAAUAUUAAAAUUGAAGAGAAUACAACAAACGGUGUUCCAAAGACAGAUCAUAUAUCACUAACAAAACAAAAUACAGUUCAAGAAAGUGCUUCUCUGUUGUUAAACACUUCACCUUCCAAGACAGAUAAUAAUCCAGUAGUUGUAUCAAUGGAUGAAACAUCAAUCCAUUAUUGGAAGUGUUGUACGAAGAAAGCAUUGGAUAUUCUUGAAAAACAAGCAUCCAAUCGACGAAAACUCUUAAUUGAAAGACAUCAAGAACGUAUCGAUAGUAUACAAUAUUUACUUAGUCAACGUGAACAAAUCGAUACAUUAACUGCAGAAAAUCAUUCGAUAUCUCAAUUAGUCGAUUCUUUACACAAUGAAGUACGUACAAAAGAUGAAAAUAUAAAAAUUCUUGAAGAAAAACUUCAUGAUCAUGAUGAUCUUAUUCGUCAUAAUGAAGUUUUACGUGUACAAUUACAAUUAAUCGAACAAAAAUUUCAACGAUUUACUAUUGAAUAUAGUAAAAAAAUGGAUGAAAAUCAUCAACAUGAAGAUGAAUAUAAUGAACGAAUUCAAUCAUUAAUUGAUGAAAUUGAACGUAUAAAACGUGAUCUUGUCUUAGAAGAAUAUCGUAAACAAGAAGCUGAAAGAAAAGUACGUUUUUAUGAAGAUAAAAUAAAAAUUGAACAAAAUUUAAAUAAAAAAAUACAACAAGAUUUAAUACAAUUAAAACAAGAAUUAAAAUCAAUUCAUACAAGAUAUGAUUCAUUACAAAUUGAAAUGCUUGCUAUGCAUAAAGCAAAUAAUAAUGAUAUAUCUUUAAUACCAACAAAAGAUACGAAUGAAAAUGAAUGGUCAAGAAAACGUACAAUAAAUGAUGAUAUUGAUGAACAAUUCGAGGUUAAACGAUCAAAAAGAAAGACUCGAGAUCGAACAGAAUCAUCGGCUAGUACAAUAAGUAAUUGUAGUGAUAAACGAAAUAAAAUAGUGACAAAAUUAUCAAAAAAUAAAGAGAAUGACAUCAAUGAUCCAUCUUUAAUCUUAAAAAGAAAAACAUUAAAAUCAAAAAAAACAAGUAAAAAUCAUUUACCAAUAGUGACUCUUACAGAAGCUAGUCCAUCAAAUGAUCAAGGUAUAUUAAUUGAAAAAGAUUCAGCACAAUUAUUAAUUCCACCAUCAACUAGUGCAACAUCGGAUAGUAAUAUAUCUACAACAGAUUCUCAAGAUACAAGUUGUGAAUCACAAUCCAUAAGAGCACGAACAAAAAAACAAAGUCGUUAUCCAUGUCGACGUGCACAACGUCCAGUCAAACAAAUUGAUACAAGUGAUCAAAUAUAA